Messenger RNA from Archocentrus centrarchus (flier cichlid), 1881 nucleotides. RefSeq names its product pyridoxal phosphate binding protein (gene plpbp). The coding region runs from base 76 to 972 and encodes 298 amino acids. Gene Ontology annotation, biological process: nucleocytoplasmic transport. The record is from RefSeq and is a predicted model, not a curated record. Gene Ontology annotation, cellular component: intracellular anatomical structure; nuclear pore. Lineage: Eukaryota; Metazoa; Chordata; Actinopteri; Cichliformes; Cichlidae. The transcript is spliced from 8 exons. Gene Ontology annotation, molecular function: pyridoxal phosphate binding; structural constituent of nuclear pore.
CUUUUAUUUUGAAAGCCGAUUGGCGUCACUGUGGACGCGUAUCUUUACGUUCUGUGUCAUAGCUGUUUUAACGGAAUGUGGAAAGUAGCGAUGUCGGAGGAAGUUGCCAAGGCGCUACAGUCGGUAGUGGAGCGGGUGAACCAGGCGGCGGCCCGGCGGCCUAAGACACUACCAGCUGUGCCGCCCCGCCUCGUAGCUGUCAGCAAGACAAAACCCCCAGAGAUGGUUGUGGAGGCCUACAGGCAAGGGCAGCGGAACUUUGGAGAAAAUUAUGUUAAUGAACUUGUUGACAAAGCUUCAGAUCCCCUGAUCUUAGAAUCAUGUCCAGAAAUCAAGUGGCAUUUUAUCGGCCAUCUGCAGAAGAAUAACGUCAACAAACUUUUGGGCGUGCAGAAUCUGUUCCUCGUGGAGACAGUCGACUCAGCAAAACUGGCCGACAAGGUCAACAGCUCGUGGCAGCGCGUCAGAGGAGCCAGCAUGCAGAGGUUAAAGGUCAUGGUGCAGGUUAACACCAGCGGGGAACAGAGUAAACAUGGCUUGCCACCAGAGGAUACGGUGAACACAGUGAAGCACAUAGUGACUCAGUGCCCCGCCCUGCACUUCUUAGGACUCAUGACCAUUGGGCGCUAUGGCUACGACCUCACUCUGGGCCCCAACCCAGACUUCCAGAUGCUGCUGAGUCGGAGGCAGGAGGUGUGCGACAGCCUGAAGCUGCCUGUGGAGGAGGUAGAACUCAGCAUGGGUAUGUCCACAGAUUUUGAACACGCGAUUGAGGUGGGUGCCACCAAUGUGCGAGUGGGCAGCAUCAUAUUCGGCAACAGGGAGUAUCCCAACAGUGCACUGAACACUCCUAAUCCCAGUCCAGGUCCUAGUCCUGGUCCAAGUCCAGUUCCCAGCCCAGAGAAAACGUCUAAGAUGGUGUCAGAAGAAGCCGCCAAGAAGAUGCAGCACCUCACCGUGUCUGAACACUGAGGAGGAGCGUCUCCUUUCACAUACCUUUUAAUGAAAAACAAAAGAACCUCUUCACGUGCAAAAUGAACAGCGCAGUGAAGCAGAUCAUCUCCGCAGAGCUCUGCCGAGCUAGGAUUGAGGAAUCCUGCAUUAAUUGUAAAUUGUAUUUGCCUAAUCCUAACUUUUUGUGUGCCCUUGUUGCUCUUUAAGCAUUAAAAAGUGGCACAGAGCUAGUUAAACCUUUUUAACGUUGUUAAAGAAGUGUUGUUAACUUUUAGAGCUCUGACUUCCUCCUCAUGGAAAACCUUUUAGUGAAGGCAACUGGAUACAAGUCAAACUACUGAAAACACAAUGACUUCAGUGAUUCCACAUGAGAUUUCUUUGGAUUUGUUGUGCUGUGUGAUAUUUUCUACUUUUCCACUUAAACAUAUGACGGUGCUGAAAUGUGUCCCCCACAGAUCAGAACCUCCACACAGUACAUUGUACCGCUUUUAUUGAACAGAUGAAAGAAAGACUUAAUAAAUAAUUUAUCCCUUUAUAAUUACAUAGCAUUGUGUGUGUGUGAUAUUGUUUCGUACGGUGUGCCAAAGGUGUCAAAACUGUAUUCUUGAUAUUAACUGAGAGUAAACCCAAGGACGUAUUUGUGUGUCGUGUCCGUGCUGUGCUGCUUUGUUGGAGGGGAGUGUGAGGGCUAACCUAUGCAAAGUGGUGAUUUAGUUUCAUCAUCUGAGCAGGUUUUCACACUGCAGCUGUGAUGGUGUAGCAGUGGUUUCACAUCAGUGUGUGUUCUUUUGUAUUUCGCCAUGAAAAACGGUCAGUUUGUGGUUUAAUGUGUGGUUUUUGUCUACUGAGGCGUUUGGGCGUUGUUUGCUUUGGAAUCGGGCUCAGAGGGAGGCCAAAGCCAAGCAAUAAAUUUUACUGUUGAAACAA